Paraglomus brasilianum is the source of this 637-nucleotide messenger RNA. Lineage: Eukaryota; Fungi; Glomeromycota; Glomeromycetes; Paraglomerales; Paraglomeraceae. The record is from the annotation of a GenBank genome assembly.
AUGGAGUUGUGGGUAAGCCAAGCAGUUGCAGGAGGCUUACCUUUAUCUGAUCAAAUACUUCAAGAAAAAGGCCUUGAGUUUGCAAAGAACUUUAAUAUUGAAGAUGACAACUUACGAUGCUCUAAUGGAUGGGUUUACAAAUUCAAGAAGAGAAUUGGUAUUCAUAAAAUUACUCUUCAUGGAGAAGCAAAUAGUGCACCAAUAGCUGACUUGGCGGACGAAAGAUUUAAAUUGCAACAGAUUUUAGCCAAUUACGAUCCUGAAAACAUCUACAAUGCUGAUGAGACAGGAUUAUUUUAUCGCAUGGAACCUAAUCAAACCCUGAGCACGAGUAGCACAGCGGAUUCAGGGACGAAUGAAACCGAUGAUGUUGAAAUCAUUGAUAAUUUACCAGAUCAACAGCGCAUGAUUGUGGAAAACUGCAUAAAUCUACUUGAUGCACUUGUCACUACUGAAGAAACCCUUUCAGAUGAACAAAUAAUUUCGUUAGUCAAUACAGAAGAUGGAGAGUCAAGUGAUGAAUCUGAUGAAGAAAUACCGCGUGUGCAAUUAAAAGAGGCUAAACAUGGCUUGGAAACUGCAAUUAGAUAUAUUGAACAGCAGUCUGAUGGUGCAGGCAUUGACUUCAAUGAUUUGC